CCUUUCCACAGAAUCGCCCGCAUUGGCUGAGCCGAAAACAAAGUGUGGAAAUACGUCUCCCAUUGGCUAAAUUACAGUUUACAAUAGCGCUAGCACAAAUAUUUAGACAGAGAUCCAAUUAAUACAAUGUGAUAUAUGCAAAUAUAUUGUGAGUAGAUCGUUUGAUGCUCAGUUCUCUUUGUGAAAAAAAGUGUAGUUCUUUUCAGCAACAAGUACGCAAACAGACGUCGUGUCGUCAUAGCCAAUGGGAAUGUCGAAAGAUGGCUGGUAGGCGUGAUGGCGUCGGAAGUCUGGCACGUUUUUGUGUCUGACUACUCGACUGGAGAACUUUGUUUUUUUAUUCUCUCGUUGGCAGACAAGAACAUUUGUUAUUUACCGGAAAUGGAGAAAGAGUUGUUUACUAAACUUGCAUCUAAAAUGGGUAUAACCUCUGCAAGAAUUCUACGCCAAGCAGAGGAGUACAUGCGAUUGUCGCUGGUUAGAUGCACAGGACUCAGAAAUACUACGGAUACAAGCAAAGCAAUAAUUUGUCUAGAGCUGGCAGCAACAUCAAUGAAGUUACCCCUGGACAAAGAAUAUACCGUCAAAUUAUCCGGGUUGAACAAGAAGCAGUAUCAAAGCACUCUGAAGGCCAUAGAAUGCAUGCUUGGCCUUGAGUCUCACCUGGGACUCCGAGACCUUGCUGUUCAGUUUGGGUGCAUGGAUGCAGUCAAAGUAGCAACCCAAAUACUAGAACGGUAUAAAGCAAGCCUUCCUGCUGCUCAGCAGAAUGAUGUGGACCUGUCAAAACCACUCUUCACUACAGCUGCUUUGAAUGCUGCAUGCAAAUGCUUGAAGAUCAAAGUGGACAGGAAGCUGGUAGCAUCAUCUGGUGCUAAAAAGGGAGUCUUUGACAGGCUGUGCACCCAGCUCCAGAAACUGGGACAGGACAUCUGCAAAGAAGCCACUCCACUGAAGAAUCCAGUUAAAAUGGCACAGAAAAGACAGAAAACACUCAUGGAAAGUAUUGAACAAAAAGAGGAAGAGGAAGAUCUGCCAAUGUCUCAAAAGCAGCUGAAAGAGGACUCUGAGGAGAGUGCGACAGAGGAUUACAAAGAGUGGAAGCGAAGAAUCUUGGAGAAUGCCCUUAAAGCCAAACAAGCCAAUGCAUGAAAGUUAAUUUGAAAUUCAUUGCUGUUUAUUUAUUACGAAAGAGUGUCAUGGCUGAGCUGACUAAGGGGAAAGGUUCUCACGAGCUUGGGCAUGUGAUCUGUGAAAAUGCUGUAUACAGUGCUGAGUAGUGAGGCUGGAGCUCUCGUUUUCUUUGAAUGUGAACGCUGAUGAGCAGGUACAAAUCUGCUAAGGAAGCACACAGUAGCUCCAUAUCUGAGUUACUUCAGUUUUUGGAGAAGGUUAACUGAAAGGGGUGUUUAUUUUUUAUUAUAUCAUUGUUUAUUGUUUCAACCAUGGUUAUUUUAUGCUAUAAGCAAGCAUGAUACGUUUUCUAUUCCAUACAGUACAUUGACUUGUCUGCCCCUCAGUGGCCGUGUAUGAGAUUUACUCUUAAGAGAAUUCUGCUGUGCUGUUGCUGGUCAAUGUGUUGGAUUUGUACAGUUUUAAGAUGAACAUUCUGUGGUGUUUUUAAAACGGCUAACUACAAUUUCCCUCAUUUUGCAAAAUCACAAUUUAUGGUGGAUUAUAGACAGUCUUACCAGCUGGCAUUAUCAACAGUUUUUAUUUAGACAGACCACAUUGAGUACCACAGUAUGAGUCAAAUGGUUCUAAUUGUUUUUCAUUUUUCCAUCUGGGAUUUUAGAAAUACUUAAUAUAAGUUGUGUGUUUCGUCUAGGUUUACACCGGCGUGACGUUUUCAUAACCGCACAAAUCUCUCUCGGACAAGGUAACAUAUCAAUAAUUAGCAUUGCGAAUUUGAGAAAAUUGAGGCAAAUAUAUUGAUUAAAAUUCACGUUGUCCGAGAGAAUUGCACAGCUAUCAAAAUGGCAUGCGAAGGUAAACCUACACUGAACACAAAAUUAAUUAGAAUUUGUCAAAUUCACGAUGUGAAAAAUGAAUGGCGGGAAAAACCAUUGUAACCAUUUUUGUGUUUAUGGGUGUUGGACUAUUGCCAAUAGUAAAAGUCAGUGUCCUUUUGUGGCUUCACUUAUUUUAAUAAAUUAACAUUUAUAGUCA
Salmo salar (Atlantic salmon) is the source of this 2169-nucleotide messenger RNA. It is a transcript of the gene orc6, whose product is annotated as origin recognition complex, subunit 6. The record is from RefSeq and is a predicted model, not a curated record. Gene Ontology annotation, cellular component: nuclear origin of replication recognition complex. Gene Ontology annotation, biological process: DNA replication; DNA replication initiation. Lineage: Eukaryota; Metazoa; Chordata; Actinopteri; Salmoniformes; Salmonidae. Gene Ontology annotation, molecular function: DNA binding.